AUGACCAUGGAGCUGAAGCCGGUCUCACAAGGUUCGAAUGCGACUCAGUCUGAAGUGUACUUUACCUGCCUCUGGCGGAAAAUUCAAACGCGUAAAAAUAAAACUUGGGAAGGCGAUGGGAUCUUAUGCAUCCGAGGGUCUAGUUGUUACAUCAAGUCCCGCGAUGAUGGUUCACAGGUCGCAUCUGGUCAGUGGGCGGCUGACCGUGAAUGUGUCUCGGGCAAGAUUUACAUGAUUGGGGGCAAGGAGGUUGAAAUUGAUCAAUCAAUCUCUCCGCAAGAGGUGGAACAGGAAGGAAAGUCAAGCCAAUGGGAAAACCCAAUUACCCACGCACUUCCGGCCCUUCCUCACGCUGCCAAAACUACUCGGAACGUGGACCUCAAAUUUAAACCUCCGAUGCGCUUUACUGGCUCAACUCGGCCGUCGAACGUAACGCAUGCUGACAAAAGCAAAUAUUUCGCCAAGCCAAAUGCUCCGUCCACCAUGCUCUCCAGCGGGCUCAAGCGGACCAAAGUAGAAUGUCUUGCUCAUGGUGAGAUUGACAAGUUGACGACAGGAAAAGAGCCUAAGCGAUUCAAACCUCUUCUACUCAAAACCUUGCAGAGCGCGCCCCAGACUAAGCCUACCUUGCAGGAGGCACAUCAAGAUCAAACUUUCGUCUGCUUAUAUCGCAAAAUCAAAGCUUCCAAAAACUCGACUUGGGAUGGCGAUGGUAUUCUGUGCUUAGUAGAAUCACAAAGGGGUCCAAUGGCUGUCUUAAAAGACAGUGGAAAUCGUAAAGUCUUGGGAAGCAUGCUGUUGGGACGCAACCCCGGUCUGCAAGACGGUUCGCUUAUCCAGGUGGGAAGUCGAGAAGUUGAGAUUCAGAGGCCAGCUACAGAAUCGGAAUCGUCGGAUUUCAAUAAGAAUUCCCAGGAGAAAGUAGAGGCUGAUUGGACCGAUAUAGUUAAGAACGAGGCUCCCGGUGCCAGUUUCAAAGAUCCCAUGCUUGUCAAACGCCUCAGCCACAAUGGGCCGAAGUUCGAUCCUCAAGCCGAGGGCGCUUUGGUUUUGACAAAACCUAGUAAAGCAUGGCUGUCGAAGCAUGAUCUUCAAAAUGCUGCGGUCAUCGAUGUAGUAGUUGAUCCUUCUAUCGCGCGAUCACUCAGGCCACAUCAAAUCGACGGACUCAAGUUUAUGUAUGAAUGUACCAUGGGGCUUCGCGAAGUCGGUGGUAACGGCUGUAUUCUGGCAGAUGAAAUGGGUUUGGGGAAAAGCAUACAAGCCAUUUCCCUACUUUGGACUCUCUUGAGGCAAAAUCCUAUCUCAGGUCAGGGUCCGGUUAUCAAGCGGGCAAUGAUAGUUUGUCCAGUUACAUUGGUGAAAAACUGGAAGAGGGAGAUACGCAAAUGGCUUGGGAGAAGUCGCUUGAAUGUGUUUACAGCUGAUGGAAAAGCCGACUUUAAGCAAUUUACCUGCAGUCUAUAUUACAACGUUUUGGUAAUCGGAUAUGAGAAGCUGAGAACUCUGUCCAAAGAAGUUAACUCUAUGUAUCCCCCGAUCGGUUUGAUUAUCGCAGAUGAAGGACAUCGCCUAAGAUCCAUUGAGGCCAAGACGACGCAAGCUUUAAGAUCCUUGAAGACCAAGCGACGCGUAGUUUUAUCUGGCACCCCCAUCCAGAACAACCUGACGGAAUAUUAUGCGAUGGUUGAUUUUGUUAACCCUGGGAUCCUGGAUGACUAUCGCACUUUCAAGAAGAAAUUCGAGCAACCGAUACUCAAGAGUAGGGAGCCUUGUUGCAACCCAGUUCAAAGAUUGGAAGGCGAGGCUCGUGCAGAGGAACUGGCAAAAAUGAGCCGCCACUAUGUUUUACGAAGAGGCUCCGAAGUGAUUCAAGAACACCUUCCGCCCCGCCAUGAUUAUUGUGUAUUCAUCUCGCCCACCACUGUCCAAAAAAACAUUUAUGAAGCUGUGUUAGAUUCGCCGGAAACCAGAGCUAUUUUCUCGGGGGACAUUAGCCAGCAUCUCGUCCUGAUGAAUACUUUGAAAUUACUCUGCAACUCGCCUGGAUUGCUAAUGAACGAAUAUUCAAUUAAGAGCUUGGGUCAAAUUUCUUCCACAUUAUUCCCGGCUUGGGUAACUCGUGAUGAUGUCCAACUCUCAGGCAAAUUGAUAGCCUUGGCUAAGUUUUUAGCGAUCCUGAAAAAUAAGAACGAAGAGAAAAUUAUUCUAGUUUCCAACUUUACGAAAACCCUUGAUAUCGUUGAGAGUCUUUGUAAGGCGAGCCACUACUCAUUUUGUCGCCUGGAUGGUAAAACCGCCCAAAACCAGCGAGACAAUAUUGUCCAGGUCUUCAACCGAUCGUCCCCUAGCGCCCAAUUCAUUUUCUUGCUCAGUAGCAAGUCUGGAGGAGUUGGAUUGAAUCUUAUCGGGGCCUCAAGGUUGAUCUUAUUUGAUGGGGAUUGGAACCCAGCAACAGACUUACAAGCAAUGGCACGCAUAUGGAGACAGGGGCAGAAAAAGCCCUGCCAUAUCUAUCGCUUUCUCACUACUGGCACAAUUGAUGAAUGCAUUUUCCAGCGGCAAGUGACAAAAAUCGGUUUAGCAACAGAUUUGAUGAAUGCACCCGAAGCUGGCGAGGAAACUGGUGGUGGUGGUAACACAUUCACGAAAAGCGAACUCAAGAGGGUUUUUGAACUACACAGCGAUACAAACUGUUAUACACACGACUUGCUUGAGUGCCAGUGCUUGGAAAACAAAUCAGUCGAAGCACCGGAGGAAUGGAAGGAUGAAGACCAAAUCGAAGAGCCUGUGGCCUUUCUGGACCAAGCGGAUUCUGAAGGCUCGCUUCCCGACUUAGACUCGAUCGGAUUCUUACCUGCAUCUAAGUUUAAACCAUUAGACAAAAAAGAGGAUGCGUUCAAGCUCAAGAGAAAGUUGGCUGAAUUGGAAAAGUGGGUUCAUGUCGAUGCUACUGAUCCAAAAUCGGUGGAUGAGUUAGAGGACGAGAUUCUUAGUCAGACUGUGUCGGCGUUGAAUCCCAAGUUAACCAAGAACAUCGAUGAGUGUUCCAAAGAUGAUCAAACAUCCAAAGAUGGGAUAGUUACAUUCAUCUUUAGCAAAUCAAUCGGAUAG
Molecule: messenger RNA, 3114 nt
Organism: Puccinia triticina
Lineage: Eukaryota; Fungi; Basidiomycota; Pucciniomycetes; Pucciniales; Pucciniaceae
Exons: 22
Coding region: 1-3114 (1037 amino acids)
Biological process (GO): reciprocal meiotic recombination; double-strand break repair via homologous recombination
Cellular component (GO): nucleus
Molecular function (GO): ATP-dependent chromatin remodeler activity; ATP binding; DNA translocase activity
Source: RefSeq, a predicted model, not a curated record